UGGGGACUGGCCUGCCAGGCCAGUUUCUGUUCUUUUUGGGGCAGCGGUGGGUGCCGAGGCCAUGCUAGGGGUCAUGCCCAUCCCCAGCAGAGACUUCUCUUCAGGCCGGCAGUUCCAGGAACCCCCUGGUGACCCCCAAGGGCACCGGCAAGGCCCACACAAUCACAAGAUGUACAUCUGCAAGUCGUUUAUGGCAGCAGUGCUCGGGGGCCUUGCGUGUAACCACAUUCCCACUGCACCCACAUCAAGGACCGCUUUCAUAAUCGGCCUAGCCAGAGGCCGCAUGUUAAGGGCCAGGCAAGGGAGACAAGCUGUGUUUAGGGGAGCUCUGAAAGGAGUGUGGGGGUGGGGUGUGAAGGUGGAGGGCAGCCUAGGGGGUGGGGUGGGGAGUGGUGCUGGGGAGGCCAGCCUGGAAGGCCAGCGAAGGAAGACUGACAGUUCCCCGUCUCUGUCAGCCACUGCCUUCCCAGGGCUCCUACCCAGAGCUCUCCCUAAAUCUCACGGGCACACACAUGCGGUGGCCUCACCUUCCCCCCUCUCUGGCUUCUGAGGCAGCUAGUCUAGAGUGGGGGACAGCCGGCAAGGCCUGGGACUUAACGGGAACUGUACCCAUCCCAGUGCUAAACAUGCCCGAGGGAGCCCUGGUCGUGGUGGCCAACAGCAGCACCGGGCCAGAUGCCUCCGAUGGCAGAUGUCUCCUGGGGAGCAGAGGUUCGCCCCUGGCAGAUGGUGCCACCAGCGCCAAGGACAGCAGACACCCGGUGGGGCCAGGAACCCAGAGCGGAGCUGGUUCUGAAUGUGUUCUUUUUUGGAAAUGACAGGCUUUCCUCAGGGCCCAGCCCGACGCCUGCCUGGAAAAGGGGUAGGCGUGGGCUUCAGGGUGGGGGUCAGGCUGUGUGUGGGAACCAGCAGCUCCUCCAAGAGCAGCACUUAUUUUUAGUCUUCUCCCCAGUCCCAAAUAAACUGAGAGCAGCUGGGAGCCUGUGGGUAAAUGCAGAGUGGAGCAGAGACAGGAAAUCGGGGUCUCUCGGUAAUGAGUUCCAGCCACUGCAGAAAGGGGAAGCCAGACGAGGAAUUUUCUUCAGGACUGUUUCCCUCUGGCAGGCUCUGGUAUUAUCACCAAAAAGAAUGUUCGUGUGUGUGUGUGUGUGUGUGUGUGUUUACAACUCCUGUCCAAUUCUGUCUUUUUUCCCUACCUUUUUGCUAGGUUUGAUUGCUUUGCAGGCUCCAGAUCCCAGAGCUGGUGCCUGUGUGUGUCUGGGGGCGGAGGGGGAGGAUACCGGAGCGGCACGGUCCGGUCGGAGCCGUUGUAUAUCUGAAACUGUUUAGGGAAAGGCUGAAGGACGCAGGCCUGGGAAGUGGGGAAACUUGAACACAGCUUGACGUCCCCAGGGGGAGGGGGCAGAAACAAGGAAGAGGAGAGAAUUUGGUCUCUGGCCAGAAAAAGGGCUUUUUCAACCAAGGAAUCUAACUGCUGACAUGGGUGCCCAGCAUGGAUGGGGACAUUGAUGUUUACAAGCAUUUUGCGUGGCUGAAGAGGUCCCAGGUGAAUCACCACGGUGCUGCUAGUAAUGAAACGUACCAGGAACGCUUGGCACGUCUAGAAGGAGAUAAGGAGUCCCUCAUUUUACAGGUGAGUGUCCUCACAGACCAAGUGGAAGCACAAGGAGAAAAGAUUCGGGACCUGGAGGUGUGCCUGGAAGGACACCAGGUGAAACUCAAUGCCGCCGAAGAGAUGCUUCAACAGGAGCUGCUAAGUCGCACAUCUCUUGAGACCCAGAAGCUUGAUCUGAUGACUGAAGUUUCUGAGCUGAAACUCAAGCUGGUUGGCAUGGAGAAGGAGCAGAGAGAGCAGGAGGAGAAGCAGAGAAAAGCAGAGGAGUUACUGCAAGAGCUCAGGCACCUCAAAAUCAAGGUAGAAGAGUUGGAGAAUGAACGGAAUCAGUAUGAGUGGAAGCUGAAGGCCACUAAGGCUGAGGUAGCCCAGCUGCAAGAGCAGGUGGCCCUGAAGGAUGCAGAAAUUGAGCGCCUGCACAGCCAGCUCUCCCGGACUGCAGCCCUACACAGCGACCACUCAGAAAAAGACCAAGAAAUUCAACGUCUGAAAAUGGGGAUGGAAACUUUGCUUGUUGCCAAUGAAGAUAAGGACCGUCGGAUAGAGGAGCUCACAGGGCUGUUAAACCAGUAUCGGAGGGUGAAGGAGAUCGUGAUGGCAACUCAAGGGCCUACAGACAGAACUCUCGCAAUCAAUGAAGAAGAACUCGAGGGAAGUUUCCGAAAGUGGAACAGUGCAAACAAAGGCCCUGACGAAUUACUUAAGCCAGAGAUGCCUCCAAGAUGUAGCUCUCCCACCGCGGGGCCACCUCCACUCCCGCAGAAAUCACUGGAAACCAGGGCUCAGAAAAAGCUCUCAUGUAGUCUAGAAGACCUGAGAAGUGAACCUGUGGACAAGUGUGUCGAUGGGAACCAGCUCUCCCCAGUGAUAGAACCCAAGGACGGCCCUUUCCUGGCAGAGCACAAAUACCCCACAUUACCUGGGAAGCUUUCGGGAGCUACACCCAAUGGAGAGGCUGCCAAGUCAACUCCCAUGGCCUCGCAGCCCGACCCCACAGGGGGCAGCCUGCUGAGGCUGAAUCGUGGCCGGAGUGUCAGUGCCCCCGUAUUAGGAGACACAGAAAGUGGUUGGGACGACACUGCUGUGGCCAAUGACCUCUCAUCCACAUCAUCGGGCACUGACUCAAGCCCCCAGUCUCCCCUGACGCCAGAUGGUAAACGGAGCCCCAAAGGCAUCAGGAAAUUCUGGGGAAAAAUCCGAAGAACUCAGUCAGGAAAUUUCAACACUGAUGCUCCGGGGAUGGCAGAGUUUCGACGCGGUGGGCUCCGGGCAACCGCAGGGCCAAGGCUUUCUAGGACCAGAGACUCCAAGGGUCAGAAAAGUGACGCCGGUGCCCCCUUUGCCCAGUGGAGCACAGAGCGUGUGUGUGCGUGGCUGGAGGACUUCGGCCUGGGUCAGUACGUGAUCUUUGCCAGGCAGUGGGUGACUUCUGGCCACACUUUACUGUCAGCUACCCCUCAGGACAUGGAAAAGGAGUUAGGAAUUAAGCAACCUCUGCACCGGAAGAAGCUGGUUUUAGCAGUGAAAGCCAUCAACACCAAGCAGGAGGAGAAGUCCGCACUGCUCGACCACAUCUGGGUGACACGUUGGCUUGAUGAUAUUGGCUUACCCCAAUACAAAGAUCAAUUUCAUGAAUCCAGAGUUGAUGGGCGAAUGCUACAAUAUCUGACUGUGAAUGAUCUCCUCUUCUUAAAAGUCACGAGCCAACUACAUCAUCUCAGCAUCAAGUGUGCCAUUCAUGUGCUACAUGUCAACAAGUUCAACCCCCACUGCCUACACCGGCGGCCAGCUGACGAGAGUAACCUUUCUCCUUCAGAAGUUGUACAGUGGUCUAACCACAGGGUGAUGGAGUGGUUGCGAUCUGUGGACCUGGCGGAGUACGCGCCCAAUCUUCGUGGGAGUGGUGUCCAUGGAGGCCUCAUUAUCCUGGAGCCCCGCUUCACUGGGGACACCCUGGCUAUGCUUCUCAAUAUUCCACCGCAGAAGACGCUCCUCAGACGUCACCUAACCACCAAAUUCAAUGCCCUGAUUGGUCCUGAGGCUGAACAGGAAAAGCGAGAGAAAAUGGCCUCCCCAGCUUACACACCACUGACCACCACAGCCAAAGUCCGGCCAAGGAAACUGGGAUUUUCACAUUUUGGAAACAUAAGAAAAAAGAAAUUCGAUGAAUCGACAGACUACAUUUGCCCAAUGGAGCCCAGCGACAGUGCUGGUGACAGUCACAGGGUCUACAGUGGCUACCGGGGCCUCAGCCCCCUCGAUGCCCCUGAACUGGAUGGGCUGGACCAGAUGGCGCCUUCGGAAGGCACUGUGACGCAGAUAGGGCUCCUCUCCCAAGACAUUCACCGUCUCACGACUAUGCUGAGCCAGGACCAGCUGCUGAACGACUCUCGCCUGGCGGCUCCCAACCCUGAGGACUGGAGAUGACUUUCUUCAUGGCCAAGAGGCCAGAGAGGCACGUGUGGGGGCCCCAAGUCUCUGCUUCAAGGGGGGCUGGCACAGCCACCCGCAGAGUCCAGACGGGCUGGCAGGACAUCUUGGAACGUGGGUGCUGACAGGAGCGAGCAGAGUGGUGAACAGAUGUCAGGGGGUGGGCCCAGGGGGCCCCGUGUUUUCAACUGUACUGUGCUCUUCACCACAGCUUUUAUACCUUUUGUACUUUUAUACGUGGACUGCACCCCACUUCUGUGGGGAGGGCAGUGAGACAUCAGCACAGACUCGAUUCAAUGGCUCACGCUCUUCCCUGAGACAGUUGGGAGGUUCUUAACACCAAAGGGAAAGGGCAAUGAGUUCAUAGAAGCUCUGCUGUUAAGAAAAUCCUGAAACAAUGUUCUGGCUGUACUGGAGUGGCUGGAAUGAAAGGGGGCCCCUCCUGGGCUGCUUCCACACACAGGGAGUACUUCAUCCACAGGAACCUGGCUAGGGCGUUGGUGUUCAGGGUGACUGCAGGGAAGGAGCCUCUCUUCCCACUGCCCCAACUGCCCUCAUCCUACCCUCCUCUGCAACAGAGGUUGUCAGUGCUGGGCCUCCUCCAGAGCAGAGACCGCUCUAACACGUGCAGGCACUCAUGCUCACCCUAGCUGACAGGCAGCACAGGCUCCAAAGUGCGGUUGUCUGAUCAAAUGGCUCCCCCCAGUGGACAGUGCUUGCUUACCCCCAAACCAACGGUUCCACCGCCACUCGCCAUCUUCCCAGAGCAGCCUGUUCCCCUGGGGUGUCUCCUACCUCACCCCACAUGCCCCAGCCAUACUGUCCCUCCCAAACGGUCUCCCCACUUGGUAGAGCCCUGUCCUCUUCCUCCCUGUGGUGGCUUGGGCCUCCUCUCUCCUCUGAUUUCCAACGCUGGUCUCCUCCUUGGUCCAUUACCCUCCCAAUUGGUCCCUCCAAAGGUUCUCUACCUUACCCCAGAGUGGCCUUCCCAAAGCACUGUUUUGAUCCUGUUACCUUUAUGCUCAGAACGCCUCAGUUCCAGAAGCCAGAGUAGAGUUCAAAAGCCUUUGCUAGCACCCAAGGCCAUUCAGAAGCCACUCUGUAGCCUGUGUCUCUGCGUUUCCCCCACCGUGGGACCUACUUUUCCCCCGUGGUCCCCUUCACAAGACCCAGCAUGACACCACUUCUUUCAGGAAGCCUUCACUGAUGUGUUGGUUAGAGGUCCCUGUGUCCCACUGUGUAGUCUGCCCUUGAGCCCGAGCCCUUCCUGGCUCACCCUGAAGUACUGUGUCUUCCUUUCCAUAGCCUCUCAGCACAAACUCACCAAGCAACCUGCUAUGCGUGGGCUCCUGUACAGACCGGAAUAAGAGCCAAUGCUGGUCCUUAGACUGCUUAGGGGCUCCAUGCUGCCAAGUUCCCCAUCCACCCACCCCUUCAUAUGUGUGGGUUAAGCAUGUUCCAUGCCAGGCUAAGAAGGGCUACAGAUACAGACAGGCAUGAAUGUCAAGGUCUUUGUCUGAGGGUGCUGAUGGUCUAGUGGGGGGUGCACAUCUGUUUCAAACAGGCAUGCGCUGAAAGUUACAGAGGCUCCAGUAGAAGUCUCUACAGCCUGAAAGAACAAGGUGUCCUUUUUAAUGGAGAGCUGGGGGAGGGGACUGAAAACGACUUGGAUUUCAGAGAUGAAUCAGGUUCCCCAAGGGUGCCAGAGGGGAAAGGCAUUCCAGGCAGAUGGAUGUGGAACAUGCCAGCACAUCCCAGGAAGUGCCCAAAGUUGCUAAAACCAGAGAACAGUUUCUCAACCUCUGCGCUGCUGUCACUUAGGGCUGAAUAAUUUGUUGUGAUGAGGGCUGGUUUGUGUGUUGUAGGAGGUUUCGCGGCAUCCUCUAUCCCUGUCUGGCAACAGCAUGCCGCCUCUGAUUGUGACAACCGAAAAUGUCUCCAGA
Panthera uncia (snow leopard) is the source of this 5988-nucleotide messenger RNA. It is a transcript of the gene PPFIBP2, whose product is annotated as PPFIA binding protein 2. Gene Ontology annotation, molecular function: protein binding. Gene Ontology annotation, cellular component: presynaptic active zone. Bases 1493 to 4042 code for a protein of 849 amino acids. Gene Ontology annotation, biological process: neuromuscular junction development. The transcript is spliced from 25 exons. The record is from RefSeq and is a predicted model, not a curated record. NCBI's taxonomy places the organism in Eukaryota, Metazoa, Chordata, Mammalia, Carnivora, Felidae.